UCCCGAUCCAUCAGGUUCCUACAAAAAGCGUAACAACUUAUGAAGUGAGUAUUAUUUUGAUCGUCACUGUACAUAUUAUAUAACCAUCUUCUUAUACUAACUCAUUGGAUGACUAGAUAAAUUUAAUUAUGUUUAACCCAGAUAUAGAAGACAACUUUUCCCACAAAAUAUGAAAAAUUCUUUGUCAAAACCUAAAAAUACUUCACCACCAGAUGGCCUUAUUACGGGUUCCACUUUAACAUGCCACCACCAUGAAGACAAACCAGGCUUAAAUAUCACUAAUUCCACCCAUAUAAAUCCCACUUCAUGGCAUCUCGAUCCAAAUCAUGCACACAGCAAAGAAAGUUGCAAUAACCCCGACUUGGACUCAACUGAUUUUGAUAAAAUGUCCUCCACCUUUUCCUGCCCCUUUAGUCACACCAAUCCAACCAGCUCUUCCAAAAACAAAUUUCCAUUUAUCAAACGCAAUAAAUUCUCCAGGAACAAUGAAUGCAUGACAGCCCAUGACUGGGAGGCCUACCACAUUGCCCCUCCUAGUGCACCCACCGAUGAUGGGACAGAGUCUUUUUUCUGGCGGGCACACUCUCUCACAGCUCUUUUCUGCCUUUCAGCCUGCCUACUUUACUUUACCGUUAGCUUAGUUCCCCACCAUGACAGCUCCCAGAAUGCCUUGCGUGGGUUUGCUGCUUGUUUGGCUACAUUUUUUUUCUUCGGCGUUACCCAGACCCCUGAUGGCCCGUUCAAGAGACCCCACCCCAUUGUAUGGAGAUUCGUAUUUUGCGCCAGCUUAGUCUACGAGCUUACUCUUAUUUUCUUGUUGUUUCAAGCCCCAGCUGAUGCAAGGUCCAUGCUGAAGUAUAUUGAUCCUGGACUGGGUGUGCCCCUACCGGAAAAAUCUUACGGAGGCGAUUGCAAAAUUUACGAUCCUAUAGGUAACCCUGCUGAUCCAUUUUACAAUCUUAAGGACAAGUUGGACGAAUUCGUACCCACCCAUUUCAUAGGCUGGUGGUUCAAGACCCUGAUUAUCAGGGAUUGGUGGCUUUGCACCGUCAUGAGCGUUAUGUUCGAGUUGUUGGAGUACUCCCUGGCCCAUCAAUUACCCAAUUUUCACGAAUGCUGGUGGGAUCAUUGGAUCCUGGAUGUGCUGAUAUGCAACGGAGCUGGCAUAUACAUGGGCAUGCAGACCCUCAGAUACCUUUCGAUGAAACCGUAUCACUGGAGAGGUAUGUGGAGUAUCCCCACGUACGGAGGUAAACUUAAGCGGGCGGCGGCCCAGUUUAGCCCUUAUAGUUGGAUCCGGUUCGACUGGAGACCGACCGCCAAUCUCACCAGAUGGAUAGCUACUCUCGCCAUAAUCUGCAUAUUCCAGAUGGCCGAGCUGAACACCUUUUACCUCAAAUACGUGCUUUGGCUCAAGCCAACUCAUUACCUCAACCCUGCUAGGCUCAUGUUCUUCUUAUUGGCUGGAGCUGUGGCCACUCGCGAAGCCUUUCAAUACCUAGACGACCCGAAGUGCAAAAAAAUGGGUGCGCAGGCCUGGCUCGUUGGCGCCAUCAUAUUCACGGAAUUCCUCGUGGUAUAUAAAUUUGAUCCCAAUUUAGUGACCAAACCCUUGCCCGAUCAAAUAAUGAUGGUUUGGUUGGUUUCUCUCGCGUGCCUAUCACUUUACACCCUCUGUAAAUUUGUGUUCGUGAUUCCCCCGUCUCUCGAUUGCAGUCAAUUUAUCGCCAGACAUUGGCGGACAAUUGGUAAUAAAGGGGGUGAAACGUAUACCGAGAUUAAGGAGUCUAACGAAAGCGACAUUGAUUCGGACACAGUAGAUACAGCUGUUAAACAAGAUUUACCGGAUGUCAGAGGUGUUCUAACGCGGGGAAUGGAGAGUAGGCGCAGGGUUCCGAAUGGCGAAAUUCGCGGCGUAUCUUGAUGUUUUUUUUAAAAUAUAUUUUUUGUAUGAAUAUGAUUAAUGGGAGAGAGUUCCGG
This is a messenger RNA of Gordionus sp. m RMFG-2023, 1980 nucleotides long. Its product is annotated as phosphatidylserine synthase 2-like. Lineage: Eukaryota; Metazoa; Nematomorpha; Gordioida; Chordodea; Parachordodidae. The coding region runs from base 170 to 1924 and encodes 584 amino acids. The record is from RefSeq and is a predicted model, not a curated record. Gene Ontology annotation, biological process: phosphatidylserine biosynthetic process. The transcript is spliced from 5 exons. Gene Ontology annotation, molecular function: L-serine-phosphatidylethanolamine phosphatidyltransferase activity.